CUCGAACCAAUUUCGGAAAACACAUCUUCACUUCCUGUUUUGGCUCUGAGGCACAACGUGCAUGCAGAGUAGUCUACGGUGUGUAGUAACAGUGUAAUGUGUAAGCAGAGUCUUGUUCGCUCUCUACGAUGCAGAUAUCUAGCGUGAAUGAUGUGAAGAUUUACAAUUUAAGCUAUGGAAAGUCUCUUCCGGAGUGGCUGUCAGAUCGAAAGAAGAGACAGUUACAAAAGAAAGAUGUCGACAUCCAGCGCAGGAUUGAGCUCAUCCAGGACUUUGAGAUGCCUACUGUGUGCACCUCUAUCAAAGUGUCGAGGGAUGGCCAGUUCAUCCUCGCAGCAGGCACUUACAAACCUAGGAUUCGCUGCUAUGACACCUACCAACUGUCCCUGAAGUUUGAGCGCUGUCUGGAUUCAGAUGUUGUGGCCUUUGACAUCCUGUCAGAUGACUACUCCAAGUUGGUGUUUUUACACUCUGACCGCUACAUAGAGUUUCACUCCCAGCACGGACAUUACUACAAGACACGCAUUCCAAAGUUUGGGCGGGACUUUUCCUACCACUAUCCUUCCUGUGACCUCUUUUUUGUGGGGACAAGUUCAGAAGUUUUCAGGCUGAACCUUGAACAAGGACGCUUCCUCAACUCCCUUCAGACAGAUGCUGUAGAGAACAAUGUGUGUGACAUCAAUCCUGUCCAUCAUUUGUUUGCCACAGGAACCUCUGAGGGCAGAGUUGAAUGCUGGGACCCUCGUGUCCGGAACAGAGUGGGCAUUCUGGACUGCGCCCUGAGCAGCCUUCCUGAAGGAGCAGAAGUUCAAGGUUUGCCUGCCAUAAGUGCACUGAAGUUUAAUGGCUCUCUCACCAUGGCGGCUGGUACCAGCACAGGACAGGUACUCCUCUAUGACCUGCGCUCCAACCAGCCGCUGCUGGUUAAAGACCACUUCUACAACCUGCCUAUCAAGUCACUCCACUUCCACGAUCAGCUGGACCUCAUUGUGUCUGCUGACUCAAAGAUUAUAAAAAUCUGGAACAAAGACACUGGCAAGGUGUUCUCCUCCAUACAGCCUCAGACCAACAUCAAUGAUGUUUGCAUCUACCCUAAUACAGGUAUGCUCUUCACUGCAAAUGAAGAUCCCAAGAUGAACACAUUCUACAUCCCGGCCCUGGGUCCUGCACCUAGGUGGUGCUCCUUCCUUGACAACCUGACAGAGGAGCUGGAGGAAAGCCCAGAGAGCACGGUGUAUGAUGACUACAAGUUUGUCACCCGGAAGGACCUGGAAAAUCUGGGUUUGUCUCACCUGGUGGGAUCAUCUCUUUUGAGAGCCUACAUGCACGGCUAUUUCAUGGACAUCAGGCUUUAUCACAAAGUCAAAACCAUGGCAAAUCCUUUUGCAUAUGAGGAGUAUCGCAAGGAUAAGAUCCGCCAGAAGAUUGAGGAGUCCAGGACACAAAGAGUGCAGGUUAAGAAGCUGCCCAAGGUGAACAAAGAGCUGGCUCUCAAGCUGAUGGAGGAGGGCGAUACUGAAGCCGAGCUGGCCUCAAGGAAAAAGAAGGGCAAGGCUCUCCCCAGCAUCCUGGGUGACGACCGCUUCAAAGUGAUGUUUGAAAACCCAGAGUACCAGGUGGACGAACAAAGUGAGGAGUUUCGCCUUCUCAACCCCAUCGUCUCCAAGGUCGGACAAAAGAGGAAGAAGAAGCUUCGUCUACUGGCUCAGCAGGUGGCUGCUUCCCAACAGGCUGAUGAGGAAGAGGAGGAGCCCGAAGGGCGAGCCAGCUCUGAGGAGGAGAGCUCAGACGAUGACAAGAGUUGGGUAGAGGAGGUGAGGGAGCAGCGGAGACUCCUGCGGCAGGAAGACCGAGACCGGCAGCGGCAGAGGAGGAAGGAAGUAGACUGUAACACUGUCCUGCUGGAGGAGAACGGAGGAGAGAUAACAGCAAACAUGGCUGAGAGCAAGAAGACGAGCCAGCCUCAGUUUUAUCAGAUCAAAGCAGGGGAGGAGUUCCGAAGUUUUAAUGACGUGGCCCGCAAGCAGAGACUUCAAAAGGCGUCUUUGGAGGACCGUCUGAAGUUAGAGGAGCACACUGGAACCAGCAACAUGGCUGACACUGCAGUGGGCAGCAAACAGCUAACAUUCACUCUCAAGAAGUCAGAGCAGCAGAAGAAGCAGCAGCAAGCAGAGCGGGAACACCAUGAGGAGAGGAAGAAGCUGAGGCGCUCGGCAGGACACCUGAGCAGCCGAGGUAGAGGCUGGGGCGGCGGAAGAGGAAGAGGAGGAGGAGGAGGAAGAGGCAGAGGGAGAGGCCGUUACUGAUUGACAACAGACGCAUGUCCAGCACACUGCUCAGCUCACAUCUGAGUUCCCUGGUGUCUUCCAUGAACUUAACUCUUCCAGAGGGUUGAAGAUGUAACCGGAGACAUGAUAGAGAGACUAUGCAUGAGUGGCACAGACUGAUAAUGAUGGACAGACACGCCUUCCCCUGCUUCAGGGUGGUCUGGCCCAUGUGUUUAGCUACUCUUUGCAACUUCAGAGCAUAUUAAGAAAGAUUGCCCAUGUUGCUGCCUGUGUGCAUGUAAUGCUUAUUAUCCAGAAAUACCUUCACUGCAUACUUUUUUAGACACCAACUCAGGAAACCUCUUUCAGUUGAUGAAGGGGAGAAAAGAUGUAUGCCAACACUUGGAUUAACAAAACUUGAACUAUGUAUUAUAUUUGGUACCACACUCGCUUGACUACAUUGUUUUUAGUGCUGAAAAAUCAAAAUACAGCAUUUCUAGAGAGUGCCAAAAUGACUCAUUUUGGGUACAUAGAGCAUGCUUCCUUUGUUGCAGUUUUGUAGAUAUGUCAGAAGUAAGAGGGCUGAAUGCGGGAUUUUUUUGUCUCCCACACCAACAACUGCAGUUCUUGGAAAUGGAAGGACUGCCUGGGUGUCCUUCCCAUCCCCCAAUGUGACGACGGUGUGAAUCCCCUCUGCACCAGCAUUGGCCUAUUUCAAAUGUGAGGGAGGUGCAUUUAAGCUGUCAGCAUGCCAGCGCUGGCCCCUGGGCUCAUUUGAACUCAAUUGAUGUCACCAUGCUAUUUCACCAUGACCCAUCUGCCUACAAAAAGCAGAAAGUAAAACUUAGAAUAUGCUGUUUUAUGGGCAGUUAUGUACCAGACUAUUUCUUGACCAGGACCUGUAACCUGCAGGAGAUCUGAUAUUUUAAUUAUUGGAGUCAUAUCUAUCCUCUCAAAUGCUGGCCACAUCAAUUUUCCCAAAAUGUCAAACUAUAGCUUUCAUUUUGUACUGGGCUUAUGUUGCAUUUUUACUUACAGCUUACACAUACAGGUGAAUAAAUCAGGGUCAUCAUAAGUCAGGGUAUUACAUACAUUAAACUAGAAAUUAAUUGCUACAAAGCCUUAAAGAAUGAACAAGGAGCUUUGUAGCCAGGUGUUUCUUGAGAGAUAACCAUCAGUGAUAGGUGACCGAGGCAGGACAACAAGGCUCCAGCCUAGUUCUCUCCUUUGUGUUGUGACCCCAGUGACACUGUUCCGCUUUAGAACAAAUAAACAUCAUUUAGCAAAG
Acanthopagrus latus (yellowfin seabream) is the source of this 3555-nucleotide messenger RNA. It is a transcript of the gene nol10, whose product is annotated as nucleolar protein 10. Gene Ontology annotation, molecular function: protein binding. The coding region runs from base 129 to 2306 and encodes 725 amino acids. Gene Ontology annotation, cellular component: small-subunit processome; nucleolus; 90S preribosome. The record is from RefSeq and is a predicted model, not a curated record. The transcript has 21 exons. NCBI's taxonomy places the organism in Eukaryota, Metazoa, Chordata, Actinopteri, Spariformes, Sparidae. Gene Ontology annotation, biological process: maturation of SSU-rRNA from tricistronic rRNA transcript (SSU-rRNA, 5.8S rRNA, LSU-rRNA).